UCAAACGGAAGUACGCACCCACGCUCACACUCACAACUUCAGCCCUACAACUUGAUGAAGUUUUCCUCUUAACUUUACAUUCAGCGCGGACCAGUCAACCCGUUCAGCAGCAUGGCUCCGUGCAACAAGUGGUGGAUUCUGUGCGCCGUUUCGCUCUACACCGUCGCCCGUUUUGGGUCUUGCAGAAGACACGGAGAAGACGGAGCUCAACCCGAGCUCUUCAUCUUCAAUGAGUUGUGCGCCCUGAAGGACGAGCCGGGGCCCUGCAAGGCCAUUAAGGACCGAUUCUUCUUCAGUGUCGACACAGGCCGCUGUGAGCUGUUUGAAUAUGGAGGCUGUGGGGGAAAUGACAAUAAUUUCGAGACCUUGGAGGCAUGUGAGGAAACCUGCGUUGUCUCAGAUGACAAGAACCCGUGCCAUUUACCCGAAGCUCCUGGUCCAUGUCGAGGGCUGUUGACGCGCUACUUUUUUGACAGCGAGAGUCAGCAGUGCAAGCAUUUCUUUUAUGGCGGCUGCUUUGGCAAUGCCAACAAUUUCAGGAGCAUGGCGGAGUGCCAGGCGAAAUGUCAGAACCCAGCAAAACCCACAAAGGCACCAGAAGUCCACACACAUUCCGCUAGAAAAUCUGCUGUGCAGCCGACCACAGUAACUGGGGCACUGGCUGUAAAUCAACCUCAGGUGCAGGGCAAUGACACUGAUCUAGCACCAAAAGAGCUGUGUUUCAGACCUGUGGACAGGGGGACAUGUAACAGAGUAGAGAGGAGGUUUGCAUUCAACCCCAAGACCAAGAGAUGCCAGAUGUUUCACUACAGCGGCUGCGGAGGAAACGAGAACAACUUCAUGCACCGGAAAGACUGCAUCCAGAAGUGCAUUCGAAGCAGAAAGCCUCAUGGGAAGAGGAUGAUUCGAAUAAAGAAGAAAAACAUCAACAACAUUGUUAAUCGCUCAGUCUGAACACUCCGCUGUAGAUCCUGCUCUGCCAUGGAGCCACCUGUAUUUAUGUCUAUACGUCAUGGUUAGCUUUACUCAUAUCUAUUGUUUUGUAGUGCUACAGUGUUUGUAUAAAAAUCAUUUUUAGUGUAUGGGCAUUAGAUUUGUAGUGACUGAAUGCAAUUACCACCAUUAUCCACAUUAUUUCAAUACGUAUGUGAUUGACAAAAAACAUAUUUGUUUUGGCGAUGUCUAAUAUAGCAGCUCUCUACACUGAUAUGUAUCAGUGCUUUUGUAAUACCUUAUGUCUUUUUAAUGUUACAGUUUCUGGGCUCUGUUGUGAUCAUAAUUUUUUUACAGUAACUUUUAUAAGAAACACCAAAGUUGCAGCAAGAUUGUUGUCCAGUAACGACAUGAAUGCUUGUCCUGCUUAUUUACCGUCUGUACAGUUACUGAUGCUUUUCUACAACAGUUUUGGUUGCUCCACUGUUGUUAAUCGAUGUGAACAAAAGCAUUAGCAAAUUAAACUGGUGGGUGCUCCUCACUGUAGGAUCAGCCACAACAAUAUAUACAAUGUUGUCAAGCUAACACAUGAAUCAAGAUGUCCUCACAGACAUCAGUUAAUGUGAACAAGGUAAUGACUGCUUUAUUUCUGUUGGAUUAUACAUAUAUAUAAAUGAUUUUUAAUCAAUUUUAUGCAGGUUUGUAAAUCACUAUUGCAGUCCUGCUGGUUGUUGUUGGUAAGGAAAACCAGAAGGGGGCUGUGUUGUGUAAAGUAAGUUUUCAAAGAGGUUGUCAGCGCUGGUCCCUGCUGGCUGCAGCUGAUUCGUCUACUGUCUCCUUCUAUAACCAUGGCUGUAAUGAACUAGAUUGUGAGACUUUAUGUAAUAAACGUCAACAAUCUUC
Messenger RNA from Epinephelus moara (kelp grouper), 1836 nucleotides. RefSeq names its product tissue factor pathway inhibitor a (gene tfpia). Gene Ontology annotation, cellular component: extracellular region. NCBI's taxonomy places the organism in Eukaryota, Metazoa, Chordata, Actinopteri, Perciformes, Serranidae. Bases 112 to 954 code for a protein of 280 amino acids. The transcript has 7 exons. Gene Ontology annotation, biological process: negative regulation of peptidase activity. Gene Ontology annotation, molecular function: serine-type endopeptidase inhibitor activity. The record is from RefSeq and is a predicted model, not a curated record.